Molecule: messenger RNA, 1644 nt
Organism: Peronospora belbahrii
Lineage: Eukaryota; Oomycota; Peronosporomycetes; Peronosporales; Peronosporaceae
Source: the annotation of a GenBank genome assembly
AUGCAGCCCACUUGCAACAGCACUACGCCUCAAGUGGAUAUCCUCGUUGCGGACCCUUUCGUAUCCUCCUCAUCCUCCACUAGCACUGGUCUGUCCUCAUGGCCCGAGCUCAAACACCUCAACGCUGCUGUAACUUUCGUGCCACUGGAAAAUGAGGCCCAGCUACGCAAUCGGAAACGCCAGCGACCAUGUGCUCCAUCGUCACCCUCGUCACCAUUUUCCACGUCUGGCGACCUCAAGCUCGACUUUGCAGGCUUCGAAGUGGGCGGCAACGCCACGUCUGCUGUCAUGUCCUCUGAUCCAAUGUCUGCUAUCAUGACGUAUUCUACCACGUCCAAUGACUAUAGCAACCCGGACGACUACUUGGUUGAUGACGUGCUGACAUUUCUCAAGAGCUUGCAGCUCGUGCAGGACUCAGCGGCUCUGGCGCUGGCUGCGCAGCACCUUGCGCAGGACGGGUUCGACUCAGUACUCGCUCUGGCUUUCGUGUCCGUGAAUGAGCUGCAGCGUGCCAGUAUCGUCGAUGCCCAGCUCGUAUGGCAGCAAGCGCGUCGCAGCUUUCAAGCUCGACGGUUCCAGGGACCUGGCAUGUUGUCUCCGGUCUACACGGUGUCUCGUUGGCUGGAAAUGUGCCGAAUUCCCAAAGAGGAUAGUUUCAAGUACGCAGAGUAUCUGCGCCGUCUGGGCUAUUCAUCCAUGCGCGACCUCGAGUUCAUCUUGCACGACCAGCGUGCCCUCGGUGUCUUCAAGACUGGUCACAACCGUCUUUUGACGCACUACGUCGCUGCCGCCGUCAACCAGCAGCAACAGCUGCAGGUCAUCAACUACUCGUUCGGGACACAGUGCCCCAACGUGUACAGCGCUGGAUCUUCGAGUGCGCUGCUACAGCCGCUAGACAUCCAACGCGAGAACGAAAUUGACGUGCAGGCCUAUGAUAGCUUCUUGGAGGCGUUGAUCGAGCCGACGGAUGUCGAGACAAUGCAGCAACAGCACUACUCUGCACCUGACAAUCUGUCCCUAGGCUGUGAGAAUGACGCAAAUUGCGCCAACCUGCUGGGUACGACAGACAUGUUCGGCAAUCAUGUGAGCUUUGGUGGUACUGCACUGCCAAUGGCGCCCAACAUGCCGCUUCGUCUGCUUCUGCAGGAUCAUCUGCAGCUGUUGUACGAAGCGGUAAACCUGCCGCGUCCAAACCCGUGUCGCCGCGGCAAGAAGAUUUACUGGUCAGUACUUGCCACGGGUGGAAUGAAGGAAGAUCGAUUCGUCCCAUUGACUCAGUUUACGGCUAUUGAGUUGCAGAACGCGUACCUCCGUCAGUUCAAACUGCCGGCUGGUAGUCCGGUAAAGAUGGAUGCUUGGAGUGAUGACAAUAUCCGACAGCUUGAGCAUGCCGUAAAGGAUCCUCGUUGUCGCCAUUUGUCAAAAGUUUGCUGGGAAAUGCUGGCCACUGGACGUACGGGCGUGGACGAGUACACGCCUCUAUCCAAGUUUACUGCGUCGCAACUACGAUCGCGCUUUCGCUCGUUGUUUGGUGACAAACGUCCGCAAAAGCUUCGACAAAGAAAGCAAAUGCUUAAGCUGCAGCAACAACAGGAGGAGGAACAGCAGCAGCAGCACGUGAGAAAUACCGAGCGAAUCGUGUGA